Messenger RNA from Colletotrichum destructivum, 1384 nucleotides. Its product is annotated as Putative chromatin target of PRMT1 protein. The transcript is spliced from 8 exons. The coding region runs from base 129 to 1157 and encodes 342 amino acids. The record is from RefSeq and is a predicted model, not a curated record. Gene Ontology annotation, cellular component: nucleus. Gene Ontology annotation, molecular function: mRNA binding. NCBI's taxonomy places the organism in Eukaryota, Fungi, Ascomycota, Sordariomycetes, Glomerellales, Glomerellaceae.
CCAGCGUAGUUGUCCCAUUGCACAUCCUGCAGCAAAACUUACAUUUCCAGAGACCGAGGCAAGCGACUGGUUCAACAUUUACAGCUGCAUCAAUUCUUCUAGCACCACUUCUUCAUUCACAACCCACCAUGGCGGAUAAACUGGACCGCAGCCUCGACGAGAUCCUCGGUGAAAAGAAGACCGACGGUCCUCGCAACCGUCGUGGGGGCGGCGGCGGUGGAGGUGGAGGUGCUCCUCGCAGACGCGAACGUGAGCGUCAAGAAAAUCCCCGUGACGGCGUCAGAAAGUCCUUCCGCGAUGAACCCAGAAAUCUUGACAGCGAAUGGGUACACGAUCGUUUCGAAGAGCAUGAUACUCGCCGUGGCCCGGCCCCGCGACGACGACGCGACGAGCCGGAACAAAGAGAUUUUAACAGUGCGAAAAUCCGCGUCGAGAAUGUUCACUACGAAUUGACCCCAGAGGAUUUGGAGGAGCUUUUCAACAGAAUUGGACCCGUCGCCAAGCUUGACCUCAAGUAUGACCGUGCCGGCCGCUCCGAGGGCAUUGCCUUUGUUACGAUGGAGUCCCGCGAGGAUGCUUUGGAGGCGGUCAAGGAGUUUGACGGCGCCAACGCCAACGGCCAACCUAUCAGGCUGUCAAUCAUGCCCGGCGGACCCGGCCCUCGAUCUCGCAACCCCUUCGACUCGGCCGUGAUGCCGGGCCGCCCCCUUGCUGAACGUAUAUCUGCCCCUGGUGGUCGCUCGAGAUCAAUGUCGCCUGGGCGCAAGUACGACGUCGAUGAAGCUGCCAGCAGGGGCAUCGAUAGAUACGUCCCUGGAAACCGCUCCGGCAACCGCUCGCGCAGCCCCAUUCCCCGACGACGUGGCGCCGGCGGCGGCGGUCGCAGGCCUGGCGCUCGCAGGGAAGGAGGAGGCAGAGACGGCGGCAGAGAUGGAGGAAGAGAUGGUGGAAGAGAUCAAGAGGUUGGAAGAGGCGGCCGCUCGGGUAGAGAGGGUCGUACCCGGAAGACCCAAGAAGAACUGGAUGCCGAGAUGGCUGACUACUUUGGCGGAGGAAACGCGGGAGAGACUGCGCCCCAGCUGAACGGUGGCGCCACUGCUGCCGCCGCCACCCCCGCGGUACCCGCCACGAACGACGAUAUCGACAUGAUCGAGUAAACCCUGGCUCGGUCUGCCAUGGUCUGUUCUGUACGAAGUGUCUCGGACCAGUCAUGAGAACAGGUUGUGCCGAAACAAAACCGCCUGGUCACAAUAUGUGGAUAGCCAAUUGUUGGAAUAUUCACGAUGGGCUCGUCUGCACUACGCCAAUAGCAUCGUGCGUCGUUAGCUAUAGAAGCCAACAAUAACCACUCCAUUGCCUUCAAAAAAAGUUGAAUGGCGGCUCG